UUUUUACGUUGGCAUUUGUAUUAUUCGUUGAAAUUGAAAGUUCAUAAGGUUAUCGCAUUGGCAACUAGUGGCCAUCCGCGGUUACUCAGGAACUGAAAUACACUCAAUAUCUUUGUUUUUCUUCUCAGAACGAGUUACUCAUUAAUAAACUUAUCAGAAUCUUUUCAAUUAAUUAAUUAUUCUUGUUUAUUAUAAAAGUUUAAUGGUUAUAUGUUUUCAGUGGGUGGCUGGUGACUCAUUCACGUGUAUUAAUUUGUUUAAAUAUAUCUAUACUGAUAUACUAAAGAGGAAACAUUUUUUUCUUUUUAACCGACUACCCAAAAAAGGAGGAGGUUCUCAAUUCGACCGAAUAAUCGGGAUGACAGGAUGAAGACAUUGCUACUACUCCUCACAAUAACAGUUUUGACCCACUCUAGAAUAGAAGUCCAAAUCACAGCUGCCGAUAACAAAACCGGCACAAUACUGCAGGUCUACGGAUCCAAUGAGAACAUAGUAAACAACCGGGAUAUAAUCUAUUUUAACUUGACGAAGGAAUGUUUGAAAGCAGCCGUUAAUUCCUAUUUCGGAGCGAAGCCUGAAGAUGUAUUUCUCAAUAACCCAACCCCCUUUGGCGAUUUGUACACCGAUCAUAAAUGGAACCCAGUCACGAAGAUCAUUAAACCUGAGAAAGCUCAAAUAUUGGAUCUCAGUUAUUUUCCCUUUGUGAUAAACAAUGAGCUAUUUAACAACACCGCCUCAGCACCUACAACUGCUAUGACGCAAAUUGGGGUACCCCUUCAAGAGGAUGUAAUGUCGUUUUGGGAGACACCUGCCGAAAUUUUUACUGAAGACAUCAAGUACACUUUUAAGGUAAAAUCAAGUUCCAUUCCUGUCAAGUCUUCGUUUUCCUACAUUUCAAAAAUGGGCGAAAAUGUUUUGAAUUCUCGUUCGGUUUUCAUUGGGUCCGAAACUGGUAUGGUGGUGUCUUUGGAACCAAAUCAAGCGGUGCUUGUGGAGCUGGUGGCUUCCAAAGGCACGCUGAAAGCCAAACUGGAUUAUAAAACCAUUUUAUCUGGAUCCGUAGCUGUGAACUACGCUAAUCGGUAUAAGGAUCAUUAUAUCUGGUCGUUAGAUAUCAACAAGGUUUUGGAAGCUGGUGGUAUGAAUUUUACUACAGUAACUUCAGAAGUAAUAGAUUUUACUUUUUAUGUAAAUUCUAAAGUGAAUAUUCGUGAUUUUCAUAGUAAUGUAGUUUUGUCGACUGUGCCUUUGCUUGUGUUCUGAUCUGUGAAAUUAAAAGUUAAAAAAUCAUAGUAACUGUGUUU
Messenger RNA from Helicoverpa armigera (cotton bollworm), 1304 nucleotides. RefSeq names its product spherulin-2A. Lineage: Eukaryota; Metazoa; Arthropoda; Insecta; Lepidoptera; Noctuidae. The record is from RefSeq and is a predicted model, not a curated record. The transcript has 2 exons. The coding region runs from base 367 to 1263 and encodes 298 amino acids.